Messenger RNA from Lactuca sativa (garden lettuce), 3260 nucleotides. RefSeq names its product BTB/POZ domain-containing protein. The record is from RefSeq and is a predicted model, not a curated record. Lineage: Eukaryota; Viridiplantae; Streptophyta; Magnoliopsida; Asterales; Asteraceae. Gene Ontology annotation, molecular function: protein binding.
AGUCGUUACCUGUCCUACCCCAUGAUGAGUUCGGGCAACAACCGACUCGAACGAGCUCUGUAAAAGAGAACACGGGCACCCUUUUAAUCCAACAGAUGUAAAAAAGGUGAUAAGAUUCAAAGAUCUUCAAAUAAUUGAACCACGAAAAAAAAAUUUAGUCAGAAUCGUGGACUAGAAGAAAUCGGAACUCCAAAAAAGUGAGAAUGCGAUCAUCGUCAACGAAACAGGUUGCAGAGAACAAUCGAGGUUUAAACGGCCGCUUCUUCACCCUACGUAGCCGCCUUUAUAAUGCUCUAGCACUUGGUCUCAGAAAUGAUGAGGGAGGACGUAGAUGGUGUUGUACAGAUGUGGAGACACAGAGGCAUGUUGUUCGCUCCAUUGAUGCUUUCCUUGAUUGUAUCUCCAGUGACACAUCACAACACCCUUUAGUAAAGGAAUCAUUAGCUGAUAUAAUACCAGCAUUGGGAACUACACUUAUUCAGAAAAAUGAAGCAGUAAUGAAAUUGGCUUCAAAGGUGUUUGUAAGAAUGAUCAGUGUUGUACCUAGUACAAUUCUUGAAUCUCUUGUGUUGGAUGUAGUUCAUCCUGUAUCAUCUUCUUUGUCUUCCUGUCAUGAAUCAGUUGUAAUCUCAUGUGCCACUGCUUUGAAUUUGAUCCUGUCAUCUUUAAGUUCCAAAAAAGAGAAAGAAGUAUGGAAAAUCUUGGAAGAAACAGAGACAAUUGAUAAUCUCAUCCAUCAUAUUCGUUCUAGUGGGAGUAAGCCAGCUGAGUUUUUCUUGGAAACAAUCUCUCUUUUGAGUAAAAUACUCUGGCGAUUUCCAUCCUCUAGAUUUGGUGUUUGGAACAACACUGCAUUGAUGGAAGUAGUAGCUUCUCUCAUGCAUGAGCCUAUUCUUUCUGUAAAGGCUUCAGUUUUGCAGUUGUAUUCAACCAUAGCUUUAUGUAGUAAUGGAGCUGAAAAGAUUUUAAAUAGUGGAAACUCAAACUCCCUUUUACAAAUGAUGGUGGAAUGCAUGAAUGGAUCAAACCCUAAUUACCUACAGUUGGCUGGAUUCACAUUGGCUGAAUGCUUUUCGGUAAGUGAAAAAGGAAGAUUAAAAAUGGUGGAAUCAUAUUGUGAGCCAUUAGUCAAAGCCAUUGUAAAUGGUCUGAGCUUGCAUUCACAUUCAGGGAAGCUUACAAAAGAGCAGAUGUCAUUGAUUAAGGUUUCAUGUUGUGUUUCCAAGAUUAUAUGUUGGCCAGGGAAACAUCACAUGUACUUCUGGAAACUAGGAAUCGAAAGUGUUCUUGUUAAGCUACUUCUAGAUGAUCUUCAUAUCAAGAAACUCUCCCAGUUUUUUUUAUCAUCUGAAGAUUUUUCAACCAUGGCACGCGAUUGUUUAAGUGCUAACUUUCUACUUGUAAUUAAGCCUCAUGUGUGGGAUAUUCUUGGAGGCCUUGCUGCACAUUGUGCAGAAGAUUUCAAUGCAAAUAUGCUUCAAAAUGAAUUCUACCUUAACAUCCUCAUCACAUGUGCGUGUUUAGGGUUUGUGGAUUCAUUACGUUCAACGCGUCAGAGUUGCAGAAAUGCUGUACAUGAACCAGUGUCAAGAGCAGUUUUAUUAAUGAUUUAUUCCCCAUCAAAGUACAUUUCCUCCAUGGCCAAAUCCAUAUUAUCUGGAAUGUUAAAGCCAAAUGCAAAGGAAGAUAUCAAGUAUUUAUUAAACACAUUAAAUGCUUCAUCAUCAUCAUUAUCAUCGGGUGUGAAUAUAGUCUCUGAUAAUCUCCAAGUGAUAAACUUAAUAAGCCUAGCAUGUUAUUCGGGUCUACCUCAAUAUCGAAGGUAUGUUAUCAAGAAUCAAGGAAUAAAGAUCUUGUUAUCUUUCAUACAAAAGUUAUCAAGUAGUAAUCAUGUUCAUGGAGAAGGUUUGAAUAAUAAUACGUCUAAGUCUCUUCAUUAUUGUGAUCAUAACAUGAAGAUAUGUUGCUAUGGGUGUGAAGAGGAUUGGGAAGGUGAAGAAAGUUUUUUGGUUUUUGGGUUGUUGGGGUUAGCUGAAUUGGUGCACCAUGUUGGUUCAGUGAAAGGUAAUAAUGUUGACUGGUUUGAGUUGACCGAGUCUGAAAUGAUAAGUGAAGUGGAAAAGAUUUGUAUAAACUCAUGUGCUUCUGGAUCAAGAUGUUAUGGGGCUUAUCUUCUUAGCUAUUUUGGGGUUUAUGGGUUUCCAUCAAAACUCGGGAAUAGAAUCGGGAAUGUUUUAAGUGGGGAUGAAGAUGAACAUAAACAUACGAAUCUGAGACUGAUUCUUGCUAAUCAGGAGCAUGUGAAUGUUCAUGGUGUGAUUGUAAGUGUUGGGUGUCCAUCACUCUUGCCAUCUGAAGGAAAAACUAUUGGAAGAAAGGAAAUCCGGCUUUCUUCUCAUGUCAAUCAUCAAGCAUUAUUGAAAUUAUUGGAAUAUGUUUAUUCAGGACAUUUAAAAGCAGAAGACGAGGUUGUGAAGAGGUUAAAAACAUUGGCUAAACAUUGUAAUUUGCAGCCUUUAUUGCAAUUGCUUUGCAGAAAUCGUCCCAAAUGGAGGACACAUGCUCCAAGCUUUGACCUUACCCCUGCUCUUGGACCUAAUGGCUCUCAUUUCUCUGACAUUGUCCUUGAAGCAAAAGGCAAUACAUACGAGGGCUGGAUGUGUGAAACAUGCUCUGUGUCACACCCACAUUUACAUGCUCAUAAAGCCAUUUUAUGUGCUAGUUGUGAGCACAUGCGUGCCUUACUUUGUUCAGGAAUGCAGGAAAGCCAUUCAGAAAGUAUAAAAGUGGAUCUUGGAUGGGAAGCAUUGGUUAGACUAGUGAACUGGUUUUAUUCUGGAAAACUAAGGCCGAAGCCUAAAUAUGGUUGUUUAUGGCAUAAUUUAAAUGAAAAGGAGAAAUUAGAUGAAGUGAUUCCAUAUGUGGAGCUUUAUUGUCUGUCAGAUAGUUGGCUUCUUGAAGAGCUUCAUAAGGAAUGCUCGAGAGUAAUUGGAAGUUGCUUAGAUUCUGUUAAGAUGGCAAUCAAAAUAAUCCAAAUUGGGGCUGAUUGUUUCCAGUGGGAUUUGGUGGAGUUAGCAGCCAAAUUUAUUGCGCCUUCGUAUCAUCAUCUUCGUAACUCUGGAGAGUUGCUUCAACUUGAUGAACAACUUGUUGAUAUAGUUCGUGUUGCAUCUGUUAGACUUACUCAACGUGUUCAUCAUUUAUGAUAUUUAACAACUAAAUGCCUUGUACAUAAAUAUAUAGAGGAAGGUUAUACUGUA